This is a messenger RNA of Corylus avellana, 1872 nucleotides long. RefSeq names its product Sulfite exporter TauE/SafE family protein. The record is from RefSeq and is a predicted model, not a curated record. Gene Ontology annotation, cellular component: membrane; Cul4A-RING E3 ubiquitin ligase complex. Lineage: Eukaryota; Viridiplantae; Streptophyta; Magnoliopsida; Fagales; Betulaceae. Gene Ontology annotation, biological process: protein ubiquitination.
ACGACAACCUAGUAUCUCUCGCUCUCUCUGUCUCUCUCUAUCUCUGUCUCUCCCUCUCUCUCUCUCUCUGUGACGCAGCAGUUUUUUAUAUAGCAGUUGAUGAUUGUAUAGGCUCUUGAAUAAUUUAAUCAGUGAAACCAGGCAUCUGGGCGUUUCAGGAAAAAGAAAAUUGUUGUGGUAGUUCUUGGAGGUAACGCCAAUGGCGACAAGGGGAUUCGUGCUCUAUCUCCUUUCUGGUUUCUCUGUGGCUAUUCUCUCUGUCCUGUUUAUCAGCGACUUUAGCGGUUAUAAUCCAGACUAUUCUCCGAACUCCGCGCUGCUCCACUCCUCCUCGUAUGGAUCCAGCACCGAUGCUGUUUGGCCCGAAUUAGAGUGUAAUUGGAGACUUGUUGUGGUGACUCUGAUUGGAUUUCUGGGAUCCGCUUGUGGAACUGUGGGCGGUGUGGGAGGGGGAGGCAUUUUUGUUCCCAUGCUUACUUUGAUUGUUGGAUUUGAUACCAAGUCUGCUGCUGCGCUUUCUAAAUGUAUGAUAAUGGGGGCAUCGGUAUCAUCAGUUUGGUACAAUAUAAGAGUUCCACAUCCAACAAAGGAAGUGCCAAUCCUAGACUACGAUCUUGCCCUUCUCUUCCAGCCUAUGCUUAUGCUUGGGAUCACCAUCGGCGUGGCGCUUAGUGUUGUCUUCCCAUACUGGCUUAUCACUGUUCUCAUCAUCAUCCUCUUCAUGGGGACCUCGUCAAGGUCCUUUUUCAAGGGACUCGAGAUGUGGAAGGAAGAGACUAUUUUGAAGAAAGAAAUGGUCAAUCGACAAGAAACAGUGGUUAACUCUCGUGGCGAACUUCUGAUUGAUACACAGUAUGAACCGUUAAUACCUAGAGAAGAGAAAUCUCCAAUGCAAUUAUUAUGUUUCAACCUUAGGUGGAAAAUGAUUUCUGUUCUACUACUUUUAUGGGUUGCCUUCCUCGCCUUGCAGAUCAUCAAGAAUGAUGUAGAGGUUUGCAGUGCAUGGUAUUGGGUGCUGUUCUGCCUGCAGUUUCCCAUUGCACUUGGGGUGUUUGGAUAUGAAUCAGUGAAGCUAUACAAAGAACAGAAGAAGAGGAUGAGCACCGGCAACACAGAAUGCAUUUGCGAGGCUUCCAUCGAAUGGACUGCUGUCCACAUUGCCUUCUGUUCACUCUGUGGUAUCCUAGGAGGCACUGUCGGGGGCCUUCUUGGUUCCGGCGGUGGAUUCAUUCUAGGCCCCCUUCUCCUAGAGAUUGGAGUCAUCCCCCAGGUUGCGAGUGCGACAGCAACAUUUGUGAUGAUGUUCUCGUCGUCCUUAUCCGUAGUGGAAUUCUACCUGCUCAAGAGGUUCCCUAUUCCCUACGCUGUAUACCUGACGUUGGUGUCUGUUUGUGCUGGCUUCUGGGGGCAGUUCCUUAUAAGAAAAAUGAUCACAAUUCUUAAGAGGGCAUCUCUUAUUGUAUUCAUUCUCUCUGGUGUCAUCUUUGCUAGCGCUAUCACAAUGGGGGUCGUUGGUAUUGAGACUAGCCUGGAAAUGAUACGCAACCAUGAGUUCAUGGGAUUUUUAGGGUUCUGUAGCAGUCAGUGAUAUCUAGCAACGAUUGGAGAAGGUAACCAAAAUAGAAGUUCUAUGAAGAAAAUGGCAAGGAAAAUGGGUUGAAGACCAUUGGGGGAGUCAUGGCCAAUACCUAGUUGACCAACAUUUCCUCCCUAAUAAAUAAAUAUAUAUUAAAAUUUCUCAUGGAACAAUAAAUGGCAGCUUUGUAUCAUUGUGUGGAUUAGGCAGCUGGUUGCUUUGAGUGUUAGCUACUGGCUGACACCUCUAUCAUGCUUCUAUUUUUCAAAUAAAUGCAUUUGAUUCUUUAAUUGGCA